CUCCCAUCCUCAGCUGACAGCGCGCGCAUGGUUCUGAUGUCGCUGUCUUUCUGUGGGGGUUCAGUCUAGAGUUCCCAAGACCCGAAACGACUCUGGGAUCUGAAAUGGGCUCCAGGUUGAUGUGGACUUUGCUGGUCCUGUCAGCAGUGGUUUUUGCUGCGGGGGAAGAGGACAGGUCAGGGACCCGGGGUCCAGAUGAGGACAUCCCGGAGGGCGCGUCCACCCUGGCUUUCGUCUUUGACGUGACCGGCUCCAUGUACGACGACCUGGUCCAGGUCAUCGAGGGAGCGUCCAAGAUCUUAGAGACCUCCCUGAGCAGRCCGAAGAGACCUCUGUUUAACUUUGCUCUGGUACCCUUCCAUGACCCGGAGAUUGGACCUGUAACAAUCACAACAGACCCAAAGAAGUUCCAGCAGGAGUUGCGAGAGCUGUACGUUCAGGGCGGUGGUGACUGUCCAGAAAUGAGCAUUGGUGCCAUUAAAAUCGCUUUGGAGAUCUCCCUGCCAGGAUCCUUUAUAUACGUCUUCACGGAUGCCCGAUCUAAAGACUACAAGCUGACCCAUGAAGUCCUGCAGCUCAUUCAGCAGAAACAGUCACAGGUGGUGUUUGUGUUGACGGGCGACUGCGACGACAGGAAUCACAUCGGUUACAAGGUUUAUGAGGAGAUCGCCUCUACGAGCUCUGGACAAGUCUUCCACCUUGACAAGAAGCAGGUCAAUGAGGUUCUUAAAUGGGUAGAAGAGGCGGUGCAGUCCUCGAAGGUCAACCUGCUCUCCACAGAUCAUUUCAGUCAAAUCAGCAACACAUGGCAGAUGCCCUUUGACCCCAGCAUUAAGGAAGUUACCGUGGCUCUCAGUGGCCCAGCGCCUAACAUUGAGAUAAAAAAUCCCCAGGGAAGGUUGGUGGGGGAAAACGAGGGCCUGACUGAGCUCUUGCACAUUCCCAACUCUGCCAAAGUUGUCAGCAUCAAGGACCCACAGCCAGGAUUGUGGUCUAUCACGACUUCUAGCGAAGGAAGACACUCCAUUCGAAUUUCUGGCCUUAGCACCAUUGACUUCAGAGCUGGGUUUUCUAGAGUACCGACCAUGGAUUUUAAAACAACAUCUAGCAGACCAGUUCAAGGUGUUCCCACUCACAUCCUUCUGAACACCACUGGACUUUUGUCGCCUGCUCGACCUGACCGGCUAGAGCUCCUCGCGAUCACAGGGGAGGUCAUCAAAACGUUGCCGAUCCGGUACUAUCCUGAGCGUCAGCCUUACAACCUCUGGAACAUCACAGAGUUCAUCCCGCCCAACGAGGCCUUCUUUCUGCGGGUUACAGGAUAUGAUCAGGAUGGUUAUGUAUUCCAGAGAGUCUCCAGUGUUUCUUUCUCCAGUAUUAUACCAACUGCCCCUAUAGUAACGAUGCCAGGAACUACUAAUGGUUACUACCUUCAGAGAGGAACCGUCAGAUGUCACGUAGAAAGUUUGAUACCCUUUACUYUGCGKUUCAGCAGRGAUGGAAAGCGGCUUGGGGUGGACCAACUCUUCAGAGAGUCUGACAGUGCAUCAUGGGAAAUCAACCAGGUGACUUUAAAGGAUGAGGGCUACUACGAAUGCAUCGCCAUCAGCAGCGCUGGGACAGGACGAGCUCGCACAUUCCUGGAUGUAUCAGAGCCUCCUCCAGCGAUCACACCUGCAGGGAACGUCACCGUCUCCCCUGGCUCCCAYGCUGUCCUCACCUGCCACGUCGUCAGCACCGUCACCUUCAACCUCACCUGGCUGAGAGGGGGCCUCGAUGCCCGCCUGGACCCCCGRGUGCACGUCCUGGCCAACCUUUCCCUGCAGGUGUCGGGUGCAACCCCGGAUCAUGCCGGCUGGUACGAGUGCGUUGCUGCAAACGAAGGAGGCGUGAUUCCAGAGCGUCUCUAUCUCACAGUGCAAGAGGCUCCCAGGGUGUCAGUGGAGCCGCAGAAUCAGAGCUUCAUGACAGGAGAUGACGUGAGGAUCAAGUGUUCAGCUGCAGGCUAUCCUCCACCUCUUCUGGUUUGGACCCACAAUGACAUGUUCAUCACAGCCUCCAACAGACACAGAAUGGCUCCUGAUGGCACCCUGUUAAUAAGAAACACAAAGAAGAAAGAUAAAGGAGUGUACGGCUGCCUGGCCAGCAACCAGGCCGGUACCGACUCAAUGAGCUCCAUCCUAACCUUUCUCGAAUCCCCUGUGGUGAAAGUAGCAUCARGUGAGAUUCUCACAAACAUCGGAGAGUCCACUGUGAUGUCCUGCUCAGCAUCUGGGAUCCCUCAGCCUGAAAUCAGGUGGUACAAAGGYAACACACAGCUCCAUUCCUCGUCCCUCCUGGAGGUGGACACGUUGGAAGGAUCUCUUACCAUAAAGCAGACCCAGCUUGGCGACGCAGGGGAUUACACCUGUGUGGCUGUUAAUGCCGCCGGCACCUCAUCAGGGAAGAUCUCCCUUGAUGUUGGAGCUGCGCCCAAGUUCACCCAAGAGCCAUCGGACGUGGCGGUGGAAAUCGGCUCCGACAUGACCCUGCCGUGUCACGCUAGCGGAUACCCUGAACCUCRGGUCACCUGGAGGCGAGAGGACGGUUCAACUCUUCUCAACAGGCCACGYUUACAUGGCAGCAUAUCACAGAGGAAGGGAGAUCUACAUUUUAUUAACGUUUGGGUAGAGGAUGAGGCAGUGUAUGUCUGUGAGGCACAAAACCCUUUUGGUAGGAUCCAAACACAGGCCAGCAUCACUGUAACUGGACUUGUUAAACCCCUGAUUGCGAUGAGUCCAGCUGUGCUCAGUGUCGUUGAGGAUCAGCAGCUCACUCUUCCCUGUGUGCUGCUGGCUGGGAACCCUCUUCCCGAGAGACAGUGGCUGCACAACUACGGCUUGGUGACUCCAGAUCAGUAUGUAACAGUGAGGAGGGACGGCAGUCUGCAUAUCGAGAGAGUUCGGCUGGAUAAUGAGGGCGAUUACACCUGCUUGGCUGAGAAUGUUAUUGGGGCCACAAACCAUACAACCACCAUCAACGUUUAUGUUCUUCCAACAAUUCAACAUGGCCCACAGGUAUUUAGCACGACCGAAGGAACAGCGAUAAGUCUGCCUUGCCGUGCCAGAGGAAUACCGGGCCCAGACAUUACUUGGACUAAGGGUGGGGAACUCCUGAACCUGGGUGGUCCAGCUUUCUCCUUGGAUUCUGACGGCAGUCUUGUCAUCGCGUCUCCCUCUGGAAAUGAGACCGGCGAGUUUGUCUGCAUAGCGACCAAUGCAGCUGGCUAYGCAGUUAGGAAGGUUCAGCUCACAGUCUAUGUUCGACCCAGAUCCAGUGUUGGUGGUUCUGGAGGCUCAUCAGAGCCUGUAAGGAUGUCAGUGAUAGAGAAGAGGGACAUCAUUUUACCAUGUGAGGUCCAAAGUGUCCCACCUCCCACCAUCAGCUGGUCAAAAGAGAAGCAGCUUAUCUCUCCAUUUUCUCCCAGGCAUGUUCAGCUUCCCUCCGGAUCCAUGAAGAUCAUGGCAACCAGAGUCUCUGACAGUGGACUUUAUGUUUGUGUUGCCUCCAAUAUUGCUGGAAACCUGACACAAUCCAUUGAGCUGGUUGUUUUAGUGCCCCCAAGAAUCCUCCCCGGCCCCAGAGUGAUGAAGGUACAGGUGGGUCACCAGGCGGAACUAGCCUGUGUGGUGACAGGAUCUCCAGAACCGACUCUGACGUGGACUAAAGAUGGUACAAGGUACCCUGCAUCACCUGGAGGCAGCCUGAACCUGAGGAACGUUGGACUGGACGAUGAAGGAACCUUCACCUGCACAGCCAYCAACGCUGCAGGCAGAGACGAGGCCCGAGUUAGGGUCCUGGUGCAAGUACCUCCUGUUGUUGAAGUCCUGGAGCCCCCCUUCAACAGCCCCCUGCAGGAAAGAGUUGCAAACCAGCGWAUUGCCUUCCCCUGCCCGGCUAAAGGUCUACCUAAGCCAGUGAUUCGUUGGUUGCGAAAUGGUGAAGAGCUGACAGGUAACGAGCCCGGUGUGUCCAUCCUGGAGGAUGGUACGCUGCUGAUCCUUGCCUCAGUCUCACCUCUGGAUGAUGGCGAGUACGUCUGUAUGGCUGCGAACGAUGCUGGAUCCACUGAGAGGAAGUACCAGCUCAAAGUCAACGUACCCCCAGAUUUUCAUGACAGCGACACACUUGGUAACCUGUCAGUGGUCCUGAGUCAGCCUAUCAGCUUGCUGUGUGACGUCACAGGAAGUCCAACCCCUGUCAUCACCUGGUAUAAAGAUGGGAGUACUGUUGUUUCCAGUAACAACGUCCAAAUUCUGGAUCUGGGAAAAACCCUGAAAUUACUGAAGGCUGAAAGAUCAGAUGCAGGCAGCUACAGCUGUAAAGCCAUCAACAUCGCAGGCAGCACUGAGAAAAACUUUGUUUUACACGUACUCGUCCCUCCAACGUUUAUAGGAUCUGCCUUUCCUCAGGAUGUUUCAGCCAUUCUCAAACAAGGGGUCACGCUUGAUUGCAAAGUGGAGGGGUCUCCUUUUCCCACAAUCCAAUGGUACAAAGACAGAAAGCCAGUAUUUCUCGCUGACCCUAAUCUGGAGGUCACCAACAGGGGUCAGGUUUUGAGGAUAAAAAGUGCACGUCUUGGAGAUCAGGCUCAGUAUCAGUGYGGCGUCACUAACGCAGCUGGAAAACAGUCCAAAGAUUUCAACCUCAGUGUCUACGUUCCCCCGUCUAUCAUUGGAGGCAACUUCACCACAGAGGUGACUGCUCUGCUGGACACGAUGGUAAAACUGGAGUGUGAAACUCGUGGAGUACCACUCCCCACCAUCACAUGGUACCGAAAGGGAGAGGCCAUCUUUUCCAGCCGACGAGCUCAGUAUGUAGAACGAGGUCGUUACCUGAAGAUCCCUCAGGCUCAGGUGUCUGACGCCGGUCAGUACACCUGCAACGUGACCAGUGUGGCAGGAAGCGCUGAGAGGAGCUACGAGCUGGACGUCUACGUACCUCCUACGAUUGCAGGAGGGGACGAURGGCCCACUGAGAAGAAAGUGGUCCUCACCAAACAUCUGAUCCUGGAGUGUGAGGCAGCAGGGCAUCCUCCACCUUCCCUUACCUGGCUGAAAGAUGGAGUCCCUGUGCGUGAUGGAGACAGCAUUCGUGCACUGGAGCAGGGGAGAAAAAUAGAAAUCCUCUCGGCUGCCGUCUCAGACUCAGGACGCUACACCUGCGUGGCUACGAGCAUYGCAGGAGAGAAGGAGGUCACAUAUAAUGUCAGAGUUUUAGUUCCUCCUUCCAUUGAAGGAUCUGAGGAGGUGACGCUCAGCACAGUUACAGUCAACAGCCCGUUGGAGCUYGAGUGUCACGCUACAGGAACACCUACGCCUGUCAUCACCUGGUACAAGGAUGGGAAACCAGUCAGGCAGGGGGAAGGGUUGCGKGUCGCAGCGAGCGGGAGACGGCUGGUCGUUUCCCGCGCUCAGGUCUCGGACACGGCUCGUUUUCAGUGUGUGGCCACUAAUGAGGCAGGAGASCACGAGAAGAACUUCAGUGUUAUAGUGCAAGUUCCUCCAACCAUCCGAGGGGCCGGACCUCCCGAGCGUUCAGUGGUUCUUCAGAAGACCAUCAGUUUGGAGUGUGUCUCCAGUGGCAUCCCUCCUCCCAGCAUUACCUGGAUUAAAGAUGGYCGACCUGUGGACACAACAAAAGAGCACCUCAAGCUGCACUCAGCAGGAASGACACUUAAGAUCACAGAAGCAAGACUGGAGGAUUCUGGGAAAUACACCUGCCUGGCCACAAAUGCWGCCGGUGAAGCUAAACAGCACAUCCGACUGAGUGUUCAUGAGCCUCCAAGCAUCUCCUCCUCUGGAGACAUCAUCAACCGAACCAUCCUGUCUGGUUUUUCCACUGAGCUGGAGUGCACGGCCACAGGAAGACCUUUACCUGCCGUCACGUGGUUCAAAGAUGGCCGCCCUCUGGCCGGAGCAGCCAGCUGGUCAAUGCUGAAGCGGGGCCARGUGCUGGAGAUUGAACAGGCUCAGCUGUCUGAUGCUGGAAUGUACAGAUGUGUGGCCGUCAACCUGGCUGGAGUUGCAGAGAUACUGUACAGCCUGCAAGUAUUUGUACCUCCGGUUAUUUCCAGCCGAGGCGGUACGGUCACAGUCGUGGUGAACGAGGCCACUGAGCUGGAGUGUGAGGCCUCCGGGGUUCCUCUGCCCAGUCUGACGUGGUUAAAAGAUGGCAGCCCUGUGGCAAGCGUUUCACAUGGCAUACAGGUGUUAUCUGGUGGCAGAAUCUUGUCUCUGAGCAGCGCCCAGGUCAGUGACACCGGCAGAUACACCUGUGUGGCAGUYAAUGCUGGAGGAGAACAGCACAAAGAAUACGAUCUGAAAGUUUAUGUGCCUCCAAACAUCAAGGGUGAAGAAGUGAAUGCUACUGCGACGCUUGGUCUUCCAGUGGAGCUGCACUGCCAGAGCGACGCAGUCCCUCCACCUGCCCUGUCCUGGCGCAAAGAUGGUCGUCCUCUCUUUAGGAAACCUGGUCUGACCAUCUCUGCAGAUGGUAGUUUACUCAAGGUUGACAGUGUUCAGGUGCAGGACUCAGGAAGGUAUACUUGUGAAGCCACCAAUGUCGCAGGAAAAACAGAGAAGAACUUUAACCUCAUUGUUUGGGUUCCUCCCAGUAUCCGUGGCUCGGAGGAGGUUUCUCCUCUGACAGUGAUUGAAGGAAGUCUCAUCACUCUUAUAUGCGAGUCCAGCGGUAUUCCACCUCCUAACCUUACAUGGCUGAAGGACGGUUAUGACCUGAAGUCAGACCAGAGGCUCAGGGUUUUGUCAGGAGGCCGUCAGCUGCAGAUUUCCAACGCAGAGAGAACAGAUACUGGCUCCUACACCUGCACAGCCUCCAGUGAAAGUGGCACCACCUCCAAGGAAUACAGCCUGCAGGUUUACGUUCGCCCUUCUAUAAGACAAGACAAACAUGACGUCGGUGACGUUACAGUGACUAAAGGAGGCGAUGUGACCUUACACUGCACUGCAGACGGCGUACCUCGACCUGCGAUCACAUGGCUGAAGGAUGGACGGCCCAUCACAGGCCAGCACGGAGCAAAGGUCCUCAAUGAGGGAAGUUUGUUGCAGAUUAAAGAUGCUAAAUUAUCAGACACGGGGCGUUACACCUGCUUUGCUGUUAACGUGGCCGGACAGUCUGAGAGCAAACACGACAUCAGUGUGCAUGUCCCACCCACGAUAACCGGUCAGGUGCAGUUCCCAGAAAAUGUAAGUGUUGUGGUGAAGAACCCAGUUGCUCUGAACUGCGAGGCUUCUGGUAUUCCUCUUCCUGCCAUCUCCUGGCUGAAGGACGGUCAGCCAGUUAAAACAACGAGCUCACUUCGCAUCCUCUCAGGAGGCCGAAGUCUCCGCCUUCUGCAUGCAGCAGUGGAGGAUGCUGGAAGGUACACAUGUAUUGUCUCUAACAGUGCUGGAGAAGAGAGGAAAAAUUUUGACCUUGAUAUUCUAGUUCCACCAAAGAUUGUGGAGGAGGGAACAGUGGUGGACACUAAAGUAAAGGAGAAGCACAACAUCACUCUCACCUGUGAGGCUUCAGGGAACCCAGUCCCAAAGAUUCAAUGGCUGAAGGAUGGACAGCUGCUGGUGUCUGACAGGAACCACCAGAUUGUGUCUUACGGUCGUUUUCUCCAAAUCUUUGAGGCCCAAGUUUCAGACACCGGGAGGUACAGCUGCAUGGCCUCUAACAGUGCAGGAGACCGCAGCAGGCAUUUCAACCUCAAUGUUCUGGUUUCUCCCACCAUCGCUGGGUCAGGCCCUGAUCUUUCUGCAGAGGAGGUUACAGUAACCCUGAGCAGCCCCACCUCUCUGGUGUGCGAAGUCCAGUCCUACCCACCUGCCCUGAUCACCUGGCUCAAAGACGGCACUCCGUUUGAAUCCACUCGCAGUGUCCGAGUCCUUCCAGGUGGGCGGACACUGCAGAUUAUCAAUGCUAAGAAGGAGGAUGCAGGGAGGUACACGUGUGUGGCUACUAAUGAGGCCGGAGAGAUGCUGAAGCACUAUGAGGUUAAAGUUCAUGUUCCUCCACAGAUCAAUAAGAACGAUAUCCCUGGAGAGGGACUGGCCCCUAAAGAGGUGAAGAUCAAGAUUAACAGCACACUCACCCUGGAGUGUGUGGCUCAGGCCUUCCCUCCUCCUGCACUGCAGUGGUAUAAAGACGGGCAGAUCCUGAGGGGGGAUGACCACGUGUCCAUUACAGCCAAUGGUCGCAUUGUUCAGAUCAAGCACGCUCAAGUGUCGGACACCGGCCGCUACACCUGUGUCGCCACUAAUGUAGCUGGAGAGGACGAGAAGGACUUUGAUGUAAAUAUACAAGUUCCACCAAAUUUCAACAGACCCGAUGGAGUUGGUGAUGCGUCAGUCUCAGGCUUUGGUGGAGACGCUCGGGAUGUAAUUCUGAACAAUCCCAUUUCUCUGUACUGUGAGACAAACGCUGUGCCCCCUCCCACUCUGACCUGGUACAAAGACGGACAGCUGCUCACCUCGAACAACAAAGUUUUAAUCCUUCCAGGUGGGCGAGUGCUGCAGAUUUCCAGGGCGCAGCUUGAAGACUCUGGCAGGUACACUUGUGUGGCCAUCAAUGAGGCAGGGGAAGACUCCAUCUUCUAUGAUGUCAGAGUGCUGAUUCCUCCGAGCAUACGGGGAACAGGCAGUGAUGUGCCUGAUGAAGUCACCGUCCUGGUCAACAAAACUACCCAGCUGGACUGCUACGUGGACGGAAGCCCCGCCCCUAAAAUCACCUGGUUUAAAGAUGGACAGCUGAUCAACUCUCAUGGUCCACAUAAAAUAUUGCUCAAUGGACGAGCGUUUCAGGUGGUGACGGCUCAGGUCUCUGAAACAGGACGCUACGUAUGUGUGGCUAAAAAUGUUGCUGGAAGUGCGGAAAAACAUUUUAAUCUUAAUGUUCAUGUACCCCCGGCCAUUGUUGGUGUGAGUCCUGAAAAUGUGACCGUGGUGGUGAACAACUUUGUGUCUCUCUCAUGUGAAGCCACUGGUUUCCCUCCUCCCACAUUGAGCUGGCUGACCGUCAGGGGCCCCAUCCAAGAUAAAACUAAUGCUCUUAUUGUGCCAGGAGGGCGCACUUUACAGAUUCUUAAAGCAAAAGUAUCUGACGGGGGGAAGUACAGCUGUGUGGCCAUCAAUGCAGCAGGAGAAGCCCAUAAACACAUUUAUCUUACUGUGUUUGUUCCUCCAAGAAUUCGAGGCAAUAGCAGGGACUCUGCCACGGAGGUGAAUGUGCUUGUUGGUAAAUCGGUAACUUUGGAGUGUGAAUCCAACGCGGUCCCUCCUCCUGUCAUCACCUGGUACAAGAACGGCAGAACAGUGACAGAAUCUGCAAACCUGCGCGUUCAGGCAGAGGGGCAAAUCCUUGAGAUUAAACACUCAGAGGUAUCUGAUACAGGACAAUAUGUUUGCAUGGCAUCAAAUGUUGCUGGACAAGUGAACAAGAACUUCCACUUGAACAUCCAUGUUCCUCCCAGUAUUGAUGGCCCAGCAGAGGAGAGUGUUGUGGAAACCAUCAGCAACCCAAUUACUCUCUCGUGCGAUGCUACUGGAAUCCCUCCUCCCAACCUCAUUUGGCUGAAAAAUGGACACCCCAUUGAGAACUCAGAGUCUUUGGAGAUGCACAUCUUCUCAGGAGGAACCAAACUACAGUUUGCGCUGCUGCAGCUUUCUGAUAGUGGAACAUACACAUGUGUGGCAUCGAACCGGGAGGGAGAAGCACACAAGAGCUACCACCUCACUAUACAAGUCCCACCAAGUAUCUCUGGAUCAGACAUGCCCACUGAGAUGGGGGUUCUUGCUAACAAAAGCAGCCAAAUGGUCUGUCGAGCUCAGGGAAGCCCAACUCCAACCAUCCAGUGGUUAAAAGAUGGAGAAGCCAUCAACAGUGCAGGAUUGAAAGGGCUCAGUGUCAGUCCAAAUGGUGACACACUCACUGUGACCCAGGCUGGUCCUGCCCAUAGUGGGAAGUACACUUGUGUGGUCACCAAUGCAGCUGGAGAGGAGGACCGAAUAUUUAAUUUGAAUGUGUAUGUCCCCCCACUCAUACUUGGCAACAAUGGGGCUUUUGAGGAGUUGACUGCAGUUCUGGACAGCUCUGUCAGUAUAGAGUGUGCUGCUACAGGAUCUCCUCUGCCGCAGCUGAACUGGCUGAGAAAUGGCCUUCCUUUGCCAGUCUCCUCCAACGUACGACUUCUCUCAGCAGGACAGGUGCUCCGGAUUACACGGAUCCAGGUGUCUGAUAGUGGAAGCUACACAUGUGUUGCAUCAAACAGGGCAGGAGUGGACAACAGACAUUAUAAUCUACAGGUGCAUGUUCCUCCUAGUCUGGAUGGAGCAGAAUCCACAGAAGAAGUAACUGUAGUCAAAGGACAUUUGGUCUUGUUGCGGUGUAUUGCUGAUGGGACCCCAACCCCCACCAUCUCCUGGCUCACAGAUGGAGUGACUUUAGCCACUGACCACCACAUCAAUCUCCUCAACAUGAACACCACCUUACAGUUCAGCUCAGCCCAGGUUAACAACACGGGACGGUACACCUGUAUGGCUUACAAUGACGCUGGUCAAGCCAGUCGUCAUUUUAAUCUGAAGGUCCUGGACCCUCCACGCAUCAAGAGCUCUGGUUUACCAGAAGAAGUAUUUGUGGUGGUUAAUAACGUCCUGGAGCUUCAGUGUGAAGCUACAGGUAUCCCGACGCCCACUCUGACGUGGCUGAAGGACGGACGCCCGCUCCAAGAGACGAGUGAGCUGCGCCUCCUCCGGGGAGGAGAGGUGCUCCGUGUGGCCUCAACCCAGCUGGAGAACACAGGCAGGUACAGCUGCAUAGCCAACAGCCCAGCAGGAGACGAUGACAAGGAUUUCUUGGUUCGGGUGCACAUUCCCCCCAACAUUGUUGGAGAAAACACACCUCAGGAUGUUUCAGUCCUGCAGAACAGGCAGGUCACUCUGGAGUGUAAAUCUGAUGCUGUUCCGCCUCCAACUCUGACGUGGCUCAAAGAUGGCAAAUUACUGCAGACGACUGGCCGUGUGCGUAUCAUGUCUGAAGGUCGCUACUUACAGAUCAACAUGGCAGUUCUCUCUGACAGAGCUCAGUACACCUGUGUGGCGAGCAACAUCGCUGGCAAGACUACACGACAGUUUAACCUGACUGUUAAUGUGCUUCCAGUUAUCAAGGACAACUCCCAGACUGUGUCAGUCCAUAUUAACAAGCCAGCAGUUCUUGAAUGCGUCGUUAGCGGAGUGCCACCACCACGCAUCACCUGGAGGAAAAAUGGAGCAGUAUUGGCUGAAAACAACCCCAGGUACAGAUUUACAGAAGACGGGUCUUUGCACAUCCACUCAGCUCAGGUGACCGACACUGGACGCUACCUGUGUAUGGCAACAAAUCGUGCYGGUACUCAACGCAAAAAAGUGGAUCUGCAAGUAUAUGUCCCACCUUCARUCUCUGACAGUCGUACCAACGUGACGGCUGUUGUCAACGUGCAGACCACGUUACCUUGUGAGGCCACCGGCAUUCCCAAACCCACUGUCAGCUGGCAGAAAAAUGGUCGAUCCAUCAGUACUGACCAGAAUCAGAAUAUGUACAGGUUGCUCUCAUCAGGCUCCUUGGUGGUUAUAGCUCCUACAGUGGAGGACACGGCAGAGUACAAAUGUGUGGUCUCYAAUGAGGCAGGGAACGACUCCAGAUCCAUCUAUUUUACCGUCAUCGUUCCUCCUUCUAUAGCAGAUGAAGCCACAGAGAUAGCCGUAACCAGACUGUCCCCGGUGGUCAUUGCUUGUUCUGCAACCGGUGUCCCAGAACCCACAAUCCACUGGAGCAAAGAUGGCCUCAAGCUCCCCAGUGAGGGACAGGGGUUCACUAUUCUGCCAGCAGGUCAAAUAGAAAUCCCUUCCUCGGAGCUGAGUCAUGCUGGACGCUACUCAUGUACAGCGAAAAAUAUUGCAGGCUCCGCCCAUCGCCGUGUGCAGCUUACAGUGCAAGAUCCACCUGUGAUUCAACCCCAUCCAUCCACUCUGGAUGUGAUCUUCAACAGCCCCGUCACUCUGCCCUGCAACGCCACAGGACUACCCAGGCCCACCAUUACCUGGCAGAAGGAGGGCAUCAACAUACCCACCACAGGUGGAAGUUUUACUAUUCUUCCUAAUGGAAGUCUGCGAAUCUCCAAGGCGUCGUUAUCAGACUCCGGCAUGUACAUUUGUGUGGCUCAAAACUCUGCCGGCACUGCACUGGGCAAAACUAAACUCAGAGUGCAAGUGCCUCCAGUGAUCCGUUCAGAGACUCAGGACUAUGUGGCGCCAGUUGACUCCUCUGUGACGCUUCAGUGCCACGCUGAGGGCUCCCCUCCCCCGUCCAUCACRUGGCACAAAGACGCACAGCUGCUGAGUGACUCUGUACGUCAGCGAGUUCUCAGCUCAGGAUCCCUGCAGAUCGCCUUCCUUCAGCACAGCGAUGCUGGACGAUACACGUGCACUGCAGCCAACGCAGCAGGCGCCGUCAGCUUAAACGUGGGCCUCACUGUGCAGAUUCCUCCCUCUAUACGUGGUGGAAAUCAGGAGGUUGUGGUUGUGGAAAACAGUCAUACCCAGCUGAUGUGUGUGGCAGAGGGCAUCCCUCAACCYAAACUGUCCUGGGAAAAAAAUGGAAAUCUUCUCAGUGAAAACAUGGGGGAGUACACGAUUCUCCCGUCCGGGGAGCUGAUCAUCGACAGUGCUCAGCCUGAUGAUGCGGGCGGUUACACCUGUGUGGCGACUAACUCCGUGGGACAGGACAGCAGGACGGUGAUGCUGUUGAUUCACACCAGCCCCAUCUUCACUGAGCUGCUUGAGGAUGUCGCCCUCAACAAGGGAGAGCGGCUGAUGCUGGCUUGUAGUGUCAGUGGCAUCCCACUACCCAGAAUUACAUGGACCUUCAACAACAAAAACAUCCCAGUUCACUAUGAUCAUAUGAGCGGUCGCAGUGAGCUUGUGAUCGAGAGAGUGACCAAAGAUGAUUCUGGAACCUACACCUGUGUGGCAGAAAACAGUGUGGGAACCAUUAAAUCUCUGGGUUUCGUCUACGUUAAAGAGCCUCCUAUCAUUGACGGGGACUUUCACGCCAACCGAGUUGAACCUCUGGGUGGUAAUGCCAUACUGAACUGUGAGGUACGAGGAGACCCGCUGCCAACCAUCCAGUGGAGUAAAAAUGGGAUAAACAUCCAGAUCAGCAACCGAAUCCAUCAACUUGACAACGGUUCUCUGGCCAUCUAUGGCACAGCGGUGCACCCACUAUAAUUGUGGAGCCGGUCGCAACUGUGGUGGAUGCUGGCACAACUGUUGUACUAAAUUGUCAGGCGGAGGGUGAGCCCRCGCCCAUGAUAGAGUGGUCUCGCCAAGGACGCCCCCUACUGGUCACCGGUCGCUUCUCCACCUUGUCCAACAGUUCCCUCAGGAUCAUCAGUGCCCAGAAGGAGGACACAGAUGAAUAUGAAUGUGUGGCCAGAAACUUGCUUGGAUCGAUGCUGAUCAGGGUCACUGUCACUGUGCAAGUUCAUGGAGGAUACUCAGAGUGGGCAGAGUGGGGCCUCUGCAGUGUAUCAUGUGGUGUUGGYAUCCAAAAAAGGCUGAGGCAAUGUAACAAUCCUUUACCCGCCAAUGGGGGCCGUCAUUGCGCAGGAUUUGACACAGAAACACRUAUUUGUCAGGGAAAACCAUGUCCAGUGGAUGGCAACUGGUCAGAGUGGUCUCCCUGGGAGGAGUGUUCACAAACUUGUGGCCAGGGAAACAGAACCAGGGUCCGCACCUGCAGUGACCCGCCAGCUCGACAUGGAGGCAGGUCAUGUGAGGGAAAGGCAGUGGAGGUCAUCAUGUGCAGUGUCAGGCCUUGUCCGGUUGCAGGUAACUGGGGGUCCUGGCUACCAUGGAGUCCUUGCAGCGAGACCUGUGGUAAAGGCAUACAGUCCAGGAUCCGACUGUGCAACCACCCCMCUCCAGCUUUUGAUGGGCUGCAGUGUGAGGGAACAGACACGCAGACACAAGUGUGCAAGGAGAGACUUUGUCCAGUGGAUGGAAAGUGGUCAUCGUGGAUAAGCUGGGGUGCCUGCAGUGUUUCCUGUGGGGGUGGGACCAGACAGAGGACACGCCUUUGUGCUAGCCCUGCCCCUCAGCAUGGUGGMAGAAAAUGCGAGGGGAACGAUGUACAUACUGAUUUCUGUAACAGUGACCCGUGUCCCAUCAGUGGUAACUGGGGUCCAUGGAGCAGCUGGGGCAGCUGUAGCAAAACAUGUAACGGAGGUCAGACGAGGCGCUACAGGACCUGCGACAACCCCAGACCAGCUCAUGGUGGGAGAUCUUGUGCCGGUACCGAUGCUCAGAUUCAGAGAUGCAGCACUGCUGACUGCCCCGUUGAUGGGAACUGGGGCUUAUGGCAGCCAUGGGGAGACUGUUCCUCUUCCUGCGGAGGUGGAGAGAAAACCCGUGCUCGRCUUUGUAACAGUCCAUCUCCUAGUGGUGGUGGCCGACCUUGUCCGGGAGACUCCACUCAGCUGUCCAGGUGUAACAUUCAGGCCUGUCCAGGUGGGCCACAUAGGGCUCGAGGAAGCAUUAUAGGGAACAUCAACGAUAUUGAGUUUGGCAUUGCCCUCCUUAAUGCUACCAUCACUGACGGCCCGUCUGGCAGCAGGUUCAUAAAAGCCACUAUUUCAAAUGUACCAAGAACAUUAGGUCCUGCAAUGAGGAAACUCAUCUCCAUCCUGAACCCCAUCUAUUGGACCACUGCACAGGAAGUAGGAGAUGCUGUCAAUGGUUACACCCUAACAGGAGGUCUCUUUAGACGAGAGACCCAAGUGGAGUUUGCUACAGGUGAAAUCCUGAGGAUUACCCACAUUGUAAGGGGCCUGGACUCUGAUGGAGUGCUGCUACUGGACAUUGUGGUAAACGGUCACAUCCUCCAGCUGCCUUCACAUGCUGACAUCAACAUAAAGGACUACACUGAGGAUUACAUCCAGACUGGACCGGGCCAGCUGUACGCUCUGUCCACUCGUAUGUUCACCAUUGACAAGGAGAGUGUGCCCUACUCCUGGAACCAUACCAUAAGUUACGAUCGGACAAAAGGAAAGAUGCCUUAUCUGGUAGAAACGCUCCAUGCUACAGCCAUCAGUGCUCUCUAUCGCCCUCUGGAGGAAGUGCUGGAGUACAGCAUUCAAGCUAAGAUCACUAAAGGGGAUCGCAGUAACCAGUGUCCUCAUGGUUUCACUUUAGUGUCUGCUGGGCCUUACUGUGCAGAUGAGAACGAAUGUGAGGUCAGGAAUCCCUGUUCUCACAUUUGCCACAACGCCAUGGGCACCUACUAUUGCUCCUGUCCGCGGGGACUCACUAUCUCAGCUGACGGCAGAACCUGCCAGGACAUUGACGAGUGUUCGCUGGGCGGGAAUGUGUGCCACGGUGGGCAAGACUGUGAAAACACCAUCGGCUCUUACAGAUGUGUGAUGCGCUGUGGUCACGGCUUCAGGAGAACUGCCGAUGGCCUCAGCUGCACCGAUGUGGAUGAGUGUCAGGAGUCCCAUCCAUGUGACCAACACUGUUCAAACACCAUAGGAAGCUAUCGUUGUGCCUGUGACCCUGGCUUCCACUUCAGGAACAGACGGUGUUUAGAUAUAAACGAGUGCAAGCAGAGGGUUUGCCGCUCUGAUCAGCAGUGUAAAAACACACGGGGUGGUUACACGUGCAUCGACCUGUGUCCGAACGGGAUGACCAAAGGUGGGAACGGAACGUGUGUCGACAUCGACGAAUGCAGAGAUGGAACCCAUCGGUGCAGAUAUAACCAGAUCUGUGAGAAUACCAGAGGCAGCUACCACUGCACAUGUCCUCGUGGCUUCAGGUCCCAGGGAGUAGGACGGCCUUGUGUCGACAUAAAUGAGUGUGAGCGGCUUCCGCAGCCCUGUGCCCAUCAGUGCAUCAACACUCCCGGCRGCUUCAAGUGCACCUGCCCACCAGGGCGCCACCUGCUGGGGGAUGGCAAGUCCUGCGCUGGGCUCGAGCGUCUGCCCAGCUACGAAACGUACUCGUACGGCUAUCGAACAUCUCAGUCUGCCGCUGAGCGCAGCCCGAACCAGCGGCUGUACCACAGCUUGGCCUCUCACAGCUACCACUCCUACACGGCCACCACAGGAGGGCACCACAGGAGCCGCAGAGGGGCUCGCAAACGCCCCUCAAAGCUGAAAGUACUUGCAUGUCAGGAGGGUUUUGAAGCCAGGGGUGGCCACUGCUUAGAUAUCAAUGAGUGUGAAGUAAGGGACACCUGCCAGCACGAGUGYGUGAACACACCAGGAAGUCACAGGUGUUUCUGUCCGGCUGGUUACCACUUGAUGGCUAAUGGCAAGACGUGUCAAGAUAUAGACGAGUGUCUGGAUCAGAACAUCCAAUGUGGAGUGAACCGAGUGUGCUUCAACACAAGAGGAAGCUACCAGUGCAUCGACACUCCUUGUCCAACAAACUACCAGAGAGAUCCAGCCACAGGGUUCUGCUUGAAGAGCUGCCCACCGAAUGACCUGGAGUGUGCGUUGAGUCCGUACGCGCUGGAGUACAAGCUGCUGUCCGUCCCCUUCGGCAUCGCCGCCAACCAGGACCUCAUCAGGUUAGUGACCUACACCCAGGACGGCGUGAUUCACCCCAGAACCACCUUCCUGUUGGUGGUGGACGAGGACGCCACGUUACCUUUUGCCCUCCGAGACCAGGACAUGAAGGGAGUUCUGUUCACCACGAAGCCGCUGCGAGAGCCCCACACGUACCGCAUCAAGGUACGAGCGGUCUUUUACGGCGAGGACGGCGGCAUCGAGUACCAGACCACCUUCAUCGUUUACAUCGCUGUCUCUGCCUACCCUUACUGAGAGCACUUUAAGAUGACUGGAGAUGAAGGUGCGGCGAUSAUAUGUAGCACCGUGCUGUGGGAGGAACACGGCGCCAACGAGUGGGUGUGGUUUUUGGACAAGCGAGAGAGUGAGAGGCCAGUGCACCGCCCUGAAAACGUACCAAAGAUGCUGCUCGAGGAAACAUGGACAAAACUGAUACUUUAUUGUCUCUAAUCCCGCAUGUUAGACAGUCAGGAUAAUUUAGCAUGUCGUUUCUUUUCCUUUUAAAUUUAUUUAUAAAAAUCAGUCAACUGUAAUUUUUCGCAGCACAAACUUCCAUCAGAGACUUCAGCAAGCAGAUUUCAGCUGCUCCUUUAGUUUUGUUGUGUAUUUUCAUUGGCUUAAUAACUUUGGUUUGAGCUGAUCUACAAGCUUUAAGUUUUUUUUAAGUUCUUUACCUGCAUUGUUUUGCAUUUUAUAGACGAAGAAGAAAACCCAGAAAAGCUAAAAAUCUUAAGCAACAGGUUGGGCUGGAUCAAACUCAGAUUUGUUUGAACUCACUUCCYACAGGACUGAGUCAUCACAGCAUCCUCCCCUUCGCACAUUAGCUGAUUAGUGUUGGUUCUUCUGGAGGCAGGAUUUGAACCUGUGUUCUGCUGGACCAGUAUCUUCUGGUAGUUUCAGGGCAUGGACUUUCCCAAACAUCAAUGAGUUCUCUUUCCWUCCUGAGCUAUUCGGGCGUUUGAGGAUUUUGGCCUUUUAUUUUUCUUAAUAAAUACUAAAGUUUAGUUUGCCAGAAGCUGGUUAGAUAUAAAUAUUUUCACAAUCAUUGGGAAUUGAACCAACAAGCUGUAGAUUAGUAACCGYCUCUUAAUGAUCUUGAGCUGUUUGUUCUGCUCACAUCUUGUUCUCCACUCCUUUUCACUAUUAUUUUUAUUCAUCAGUUUUUAACGUUUAUUGCAGUUGAUGAAAAAUAACUACUCCCAGCUGAAUCGGGAAUCAAACCAUCAACCUUUGUUCUCUCAACCACUGCCUGGUCACUGUGCGAUAAUUGUUCCGAGCUAAAAAAAACUUUUCUGUUAACGUGUCAGUUUCCUCUUUAGGUCCAUGAGUUUCAGACUGAAACUUUUCUGAGGAUUUGAUCCAACAUGUUUCCAACUCAGCUCUGCUGUUUUAAAGCUUUCCAUACUUUUCAUUCAGGGGCGUGUCUAGAGUUUCUUUUUCUUGKGGGGGGUGGACCAGGCAGGGGCACAGACUGUUGAAAGGUGACACAGUAAAACUGCUAUUUUAUCUAAAUUCCCUGCAGUCUUAAGGACUCGACACACGGGCAGCGACAAACUACAGCGAUUAACGACUGUCAUCGCAGCCAGGGUGAAA
Molecule: messenger RNA, 18238 nt
Organism: Austrofundulus limnaeus
Lineage: Eukaryota; Metazoa; Chordata; Actinopteri; Cyprinodontiformes; Rivulidae
Gene: hmcn1
Product: hemicentin 1
Biological process (GO): homophilic cell-cell adhesion; synapse organization
Cellular component (GO): axon; neuronal cell body; plasma membrane
Molecular function (GO): axon guidance receptor activity; calcium ion binding
Source: RefSeq, a predicted model, not a curated record